AUGCACUGCGCUUUCGCGUUCCUCUUACACACUGUGCAAAAAUGGCCAGUGCCAAAUCGCUUAGCUAUAACGUCUAGUUACGGUUCGGAAUCUCGUUACGGUAUUUACCGGCCGAAACCGGGUGUCCUAUUUCCGCAGCCAACUGAGGAUCUCGGGAUUCAAAUGACUGAGAGCCAUGUAUGCGAGCCUGGCACGUAUAUUACGGCAUAUUGCUCAAAAGAGUACAAUCCUCUUGAAAUUUGGGACAGUGUUAUCCAUGGACUCGAUAAAGUCACGGAUAAGUCCCAGCUACAAUUUAGCAAAACUUCUUUCAAUCGAAACAAAUGUCUGGAAUCCAUUCAUUUGUUACCUUCAACCUCGACGGAACCAAAUAGAUUUUACCUCUCAGACAUAAUCCUUGAGAAGAUAUGCACUGAAGAAGAUAUUGCCCACUUAGCCUACCAUGAGAAACUGUCAGUAGAAGGAAAUUUCGGCACCUUUUUCUCGUCGCAAACUUCUGCCGGGCCAAGAGUUGUGGCAGAUCGAGCAGUGUCGAUGCGAAAUAUUGUUCUAAACGGAGAGAUCUUCAAGAGAAUCGAAGACGCAGGAUUAGAGAUGGCACUUGCUUGGUACCAAGGUCAUUUGCACAUUUUUAGUAGAUAUAAUCUCAGGAAAUAUUGGUGUUUAGUCACUAGCAUAGAUGAUGUCUCGAAAAAUGGUGCUCACAUCAGCAGGUAUGCAGUCUCCUACUUAAAUCUCUUACAAAAUACACUACAUAUUCCUAAAACUAUAGCCACACCAAAUAAUUUUUUAACAAUAAAAUUAUUACCAUUACUCAAUCAAAUCAGAGAUAUUUGCACGUAUUUCGAUCGCAAUUCAAAGAGAAUUGAUCCAAGCAAGCUUGUACCUCGAAUUACCAUGGAGAAUCUUGGCGGAGUCUCUCAAUGUAAACAAGGCUCUCAGCCAUAA
Molecule: messenger RNA, 948 nt
Organism: Blumeria graminis f. sp. triticale
Lineage: Eukaryota; Fungi; Ascomycota; Leotiomycetes; Helotiales; Erysiphaceae
Source: the annotation of a GenBank genome assembly